Messenger RNA from Pseudophryne corroboree (corroboree frog), 3533 nucleotides. RefSeq names its product TNFAIP3 interacting protein 2 (gene TNIP2). Lineage: Eukaryota; Metazoa; Chordata; Amphibia; Anura; Myobatrachidae. Gene Ontology annotation, biological process: regulation of transcription by RNA polymerase II; cellular response to lipopolysaccharide; toll-like receptor 2 signaling pathway. The record is from RefSeq and is a predicted model, not a curated record. Gene Ontology annotation, molecular function: K63-linked polyubiquitin modification-dependent protein binding. Bases 562 to 1962 code for a protein of 466 amino acids. The transcript has 6 exons.
AGGCUGCACGUUACCAGCAGAGGUUAUUCAGAGUCAGGCAAGGAGAAGGGGGUGGCAGGAUAUGUGGAAAGAAGACUUCCAGGAUCCUAGAGAGACAUGCACCCAUCGUGGGAUAACAGAGGAUUGUACGUGUAAACCUCUCUUUUUUUUGUGUGUUCAAAAUGACGAAAAAAAGUCCGUGUCUUGUUAUACAGGGGAAGCCCCUGCAGGAAAUUCCCACAGCUCCAGCUGAGAGCUCCUCCUCUUGUUACAGUAUAUACCAGUGCAGCUCACUGGAGGCAGCAGUGUGGGGAGAGCUGCAAUACAAGCACUCACCCUCCAGAGCUCUGUAUACUAACUCUAUAUACUAAUAAGACUUGUGUGUGUGAUACAAUAUUGCUGUUCUGUUUACACAGUGCAUCCUGUAGAACUGUGGACGCCUCUGACUUCAUAUCAUUGAGUUAUUGCAGUUUUGCACUUUAUCAUUAUAAUUCUCCCUUGGAAUAGUUUUGUUUUCUUCACCCCCUUUUGGAUUGUUGACUGACAAAGGACUCUUCCCACUGGUGGAGCUCCCCUGGCAGAAUGUUCUCUAUCAUUGAUGGGAGCACAGACCCACUGCUGGCCAGGUUUAAGAAUUUGGAAGAAACUGUAGACAAGCUGCACAGAGAAAACAGGUCGCUGAAGACCAAGCUGCAGAGCUACAACACCCUCAGCACUUUCUACCACGAAGCCAGGCAGCAGAAUAAGAACCUCAACAGGCAGCUGGCUGAGAAGGAGUCUGUCAUCCAGAAGCUGAGGGCCAGCCUGGAGAGCUCUGCAGCUGCUGAGGACUAUCAAGUGGAUCCUUCUAAAUCACUGGUGGAGAACUUGGUGGAACAGCUGAAUAGAAUGAGGAGUCAGCUGAGUGACACAGAGAGGAUUUGUCAGGAAAGAGUGGAAUCUCUCAACCAGGAAAUCCAGAGACUACAUCAACAGCUGGAGACAAGAGAACAGCCCAUAGUCAGCAGGCCUCCGCAUGAGAAGGACAUGGAGAUCGUCAGACUGCAGAAAUCACUUGCUGAGAAGGAGAGAGUCCAGGCCACCAGCGAAGUUCUGUGCCGAUCGCUCUCUGACGAAACGCACCAGCUCCGACGCAAGUUGGCUGCUACAGCAGAAAUGUGCCAGCAGCUCGUCAAAUGCAUUGAAGAGACUCAUCGAAAAGACAACUUGACUACAGAAGAACACGUCAGUCAGAAUCAGAAUAAAAGCAGUGAAAAUGAAGCAGACAAAGCCAAGUUACAGGGAGAAAACCAGUUACUGAAACAGAAAGUGGUACAUGUGGAGGACUUGAAUGCAAAGUGGCAGAAGUAUGACGCCAGCAGGGAGGAGUAUGUGAAAGGUCUCCUGCAGCAGCUGAAGGAGCUCAAGGCACAGAUUGAACAUCAGAAGGCUCCUCACAGCCGUCCAGAUCGCCUACAGAAAGAGAUCUCCCGGCUGAACCGGUUGCUGGAGGACACGAUGAACGAGCACACCGAGCUACAGCAAGAGGCUGCUGAAGUGGCCAUUGCCAGGAUUUCUGAACGGGAGAAGAUACAGAUGCUGGAGCAACAGUUACUCGUUUACAAAGACGACUUCACAUCUGAGAGAGCAGAUCGAGAGAGAGCGCAGAGUCGUAUUCAGGAGCUGAUGGAGGAGAUUUCCUCUCUGCGACAAAAGGCAAGGAGACGGGAUGACAGAGAUUCCGCUGCCCAAUUUCAGAUUCAAACCGGUAACCGGAACAGAACUUACGUUAAGAAAGGAACCACCAACGUCCUGCAUGGCCUAAACGCAGAGCCUGCAGAGAACAGGAGACAGACUUCCCCUGCAGAACAUCUGGAGAGGCAGAGGAGCUCCAGCUCCGAACACCGAGCUCAGGACGAGCUACAGUGUCCCCGGUGCCUGAGAGUCUUCCAGGACAGGCUGGGUGAAAACUUUCUGGAGCACAUCUCGGAAUGCUGCCAGUGACUGUGACCCUUCUACUAGGAGUAAAACCACUACAUGACACAGACUUUAAUGCUUGUGAUAAACUUGCUGCUAUCAGUGCUGGGGUGACCACUAAGCCACCCUAUGGUGUGGAAGAGAUAGGGACCCCUAUGUUGGGAAACUAUUCCAGAAGUUCUACAUGGGGAUCCGGCCAGUUCCACUGCCAGCCACAUGCUCAGCAGCCGCUAUUUUAAGGCAGGUGCAGAUCAUAAUAACUGACACCUGUCAGACUGACACUCUACAACCUGGGGUUGCAACCUAUGCAGACUUGCAGUAUAGGUGGAGUCUUUCAGAUGUGAUCCAGAUUAGUACUGAGAAUAUUGGGGGAAGGGGGGGGGUGUUAGAGACUGUACUGUAGGUACCACACCCAGGACAAGGUCUCGUCUGCUGUAUCUAGAGCUGUGGCAAACAAUAUACUGUGAUUUCUAACAUUUACCUCAAACUGUGACUCUGAGGACAGUGAGUACUAGAGAGCAGUCUAUUAGAAGGUUAAUGCUAGUUUAAACAUGACCUAAGCCCAUAAUGACAUGUAUAUAGGGGUCAGAGGAGAAUUACUACAACCGUGUGCAGUUUACAAGGAGCGUAGUGUUAUGAAAACACUGGGAGAAAGGAUUUCCAAAGGGGAUUCAAGACCUUUAUGCUACAAUAGUUUUCUGUACAUCAAAUUGUUUAAUAGUAAAUCAGAAAAGGGUUUACAAUGAAUGGGACUUUCAUAUCCUUGAUCUGUAUGCACUGAGACAGUUGCCUGUUGUCGGCACAGUAACCUGGACAGCAAUAUAUAACUUUUAUAUUUGGAUAAUAAAUACGUUUAUAUAAAUAUAGCGAUUGUUAUAAAUUUUGAUGUAACAUGGAAUGGGAUAUCGUAUACAAUGAUACAGUUCUAAGAAAUAACUAUAGAUAGGGGCAUUGUGCUAUGACGGACUAUAUUGAAUGAGUUCAACACAGUUUGGUAUUCUUGUGGUGAAACGCGUAGACUCCACAGGUCUUGUACCAUAACAUUGCAUGAAGGUGCAGUAUUUGUACCCCGAACCACCUCAACCCAUAGUCCAGUAUCUGGCUGGUUGUUGUGGGUCAAUGCAAAUGUUAAUGCAGUUUUAGUAAAUGAACUACAUGAACCAAACUGGUUGUGCAUAUUCAGUCUGUGAGGGUGAAGGCUGUAAGAAAAUAUGUAAGAAAAGUAUAAUCGUCAUUGAUUUGCUUAAAUAUAGAAUAAAUUACCAGAAUAGAAUAAUUGACCAGAUGUUUACAAUCCCCGAAAAAAGCGUGUAAUGAUGUAUUUACUGUAUAACUGGUGAAGGAAUUAUCCAAUCAUCUCUGCUGCUAGUGGGUCUCUGACCUCCAUCUUCAAUGAACUGGUUAAAUUACUUAUUUGCCAGUUGAACUGGUUCUUGUUAAUGCUUCCUUUUUUUUUUUUUUCAUUAUGGAUUAUUUAAUUAUUUUUUUUGCAAAUUGCACUGAAUAUUGUCAUAUUUAUAUUUAUUUUGGUAUGUGUUUAUAAAUGUGUUUAUUUUCCUGUUAUUUAUUUAUUACUUCCAAGAAAAUUGAUACUGAAA